AUGUAAACAGUCUGAACUCUGCAGCCUCCCGUUCAGAAGGCUGCGUGCUGCGUGCCUGCUGAUGAGCUAACCGUUCUGAAGAGCUCGGAGUCUCACAUGCUACUGCAGAUUACUAGACCUCAUGAAUAAUCAAUGCAACCACCCUGAAAGAUUUGCAGUGGCGGGGGAGGGUCGACUGAGAGAGCCUGGGAUCGGGUGACAAUUUGCAGAAUUUAUUUAAACAUUAGCUAAGAAAGAGCAGACUAAGACUCGGUUCUUGUGCAAUUGACAAAGCUGAUAACGUUGUCUGGAAAUGAAUCAUCUCCCUUAGUCGUAUUCAGGAUACGAGCCAGAAUUGUGUUACAAACUUCCUCGGCUCUGAGAGUUUGAGAGUCUGUCAUCGGCGUGUUUUCAGUGCAUCAUUGGGUAGUGUUCUCACUUCUACAAACGGAGCUUAACACCGAUAAAUGCUAACCAAAGCCUGGGAAAGCCGGCUUAUUUGGACUUGGUGUCAAUAGUUUACCCUCAGCUACUGCGGCGAACAGAGAACUGAAAGAAAACUGGUCAUAUGCUUUCUUCUGUUCUGCUACUGUCACUUUCUUUCACAAGCAACAAACCAGCAUUCUGAAGACGUCCGCAUCAGAGGAGCUAGAGGUUCCUGAAUCUCCUGGACGUGGUUCCUGUAGUGUAUCUGCAGUGUGAACCUGCUGGAUCUCAUUGUGGAGCUGGCUCUCCAGAUCCCCUUCCCAUCCUCAUCUUCAAGGGUCUCCAGACCCCUCCUCCGACCCCACAAUUCCACCCCACAAGAUGGGCUCCUUCCGCCGGCCACGCCCUCGCUUCAUGAGCUCCCCGGUUCUCACCGACCUCCCUCGAUUCCAUGCUACCCGCCAGGCCUUGCAGCUUAGCAACAGCACAGCAUGGAACAGUGUGCAGACUGCGGUGAUCAAGGUGUUCCAAAGAGGAGGCUUGCAGACGAGUGAGCUGUACACCCUGAACGAGAGCAUCAGGAGGCUGCUGAAGACCGAAUUGGGCUCCUUUAUCUCUGAUUAUUUCCAGAACCAGCUCCUCAGCAAAGGGUUGGUGCACAUUGCAGAGAAGAUCCAGCUGUACCAGGGUGACAGUCUGCUGCUGAUUCUAUCUGAGACGUGGGACCAAUUCUUCACCGAGAUCCUGCCAACAUUACAGGCUAUCUUCUACCCUGUACAGGGUCAGGAGCUCACUAUCAGACAGAUGGCCCUGUUGGGUUUCCGGGACCUGGUCCUGCUGAAGCUGCCGCUGGACGAGCUGCUGCCCUGCAUUCAAGAGCAGGCCCUCCUUCCUAUCACACAGAUGCUGCUCAUCCUUCAGGGGAUCCAUGAUCCCAGCGGUCCCUGUGAGGAGUACUCCCAGCUGGAGAGGCUGGUGGAACGUGUCGUGUCUCCUUAUCUGGGGAGCUGCCUGGACAGGACAGGAGCACCCUGUCUGCUGGAGAGCCAGAUGUCCAAGUCUCAUCAGAAGGUGGUGGGCCUGAUGCAUUAUGGGCCUGAGAUCGUGAUUACCCAGCAUGCCCCAGACUCUCUGGCGCCCCUGGUGGAGUUAGAAGGAGAGGCGUAUCUGGAGAAGCUGGGUGGGGUCCGGAGGCACACCAUUGCCAAUGCACACUCCAACCUCCAGCUCCUUGCUGUCGCCUCCAUGAUGCAUUCUGGGAUGGUAGAGGAGGACAAACCGACACUGUCAGCAAGCCCCACAUCACUGAGAGCCAGAGGGGACUGGUCAUGAUCUCAAUGCAGGGCUCCCCUGAACUGAGCUGCCCAGCGCCUAGCUAGAACCUCCCCAGGACCACUGCUGUCCACACACCUAGUGAUGGGACCAGGUCGGCCCAAACCUUCGUAAGGAAGUUGUGCCUACAUGGAAUGGUUCAGACCUGGGUUCAUCUACAGGAGAGUUAGUGAGGUGGAGGGUCAAGACCUCCUCUAGUGGUCCCCUCUCCUCUUUGUAUCUGCAGGAUCAGUACAGGCACUCAUUCUAUAAAGAGACCCUCAGCUGAGGUGAGGUUUGGAACAGACCACACACAGAGGGAUGUUAAGAGAACAAAGAUAAAUAUAAGUGCAGGUCCUCUAACUAACAUCUUGAAUACUGCAACCCUGCAGUUCUGGCAUGUCUGACUUGAUCACACAAGGUAGAGGCCAAUUGUUAUAAAUAAGAAAUACAAGAAACUAGCAAGAAACAAGUUGUGUUGGAUCUGGCUAGUUUUAUACCAUUAUAACGAUGGUAUUCCUCUGAUAAUUUGCCUUUACUUAAUUGUACAAUGGAACUAAUUGGUGAAAGAAACCUGAGAGCACUGUAAUACAGAGGCCGGCAAAGAUUCUCUCAAAGAUCUUUGGACGUGUUCAGUAAUUGGAGAGAAGAAUUAUUUCUGAAUAGCUGUGUUUUUAAGAGGGACUUGGAUCCCUUUUGGAAAAUAAAGAUCUCGACUUAUUCAUCCUGUGAUGAUAGUGACUGGUCAGCAGCAGCAGAUGGAAGGAAGCACUCAAAUUAUCCUCUACUGUCUUCAAUACAGCACCCUGGCCCUGCUUUCUGUGAUGUUAAUGUGUGAGUUUACCUGCUCUUCUCUUCUGUGGUCUCCUGCGUCCUUCAGAGGAAGCAGACUACUCCAGCCCCUGGUUGACAAGGCUGCUGUCCCCUGUCUGCUACUAACAGCUACCCGUCCUGUCCCCACCUCCCUCCUCCAGACUCCUGGGUAGGACUUCAGUCAGACACAGCCUCCAGCCUCCCUCCUCCCUCCUCCCUCCUCCAGACUCCUGGGUAGGACUUCAAUCAGACACGUCAAGGACUAACAUUGGUGUGUCUAAAAGUUUCCCAACAUUAUGACAGCAGUUUUUUUCCCCAGCACAACAGUAGUCCUAUUUCUGGAUUCCUAAUAAACUCUCUGUGUGAAGCAGAGUGUCUGUCUCAUGUCUAGCACACUGUCAUGUGUAUUGGGAAUCUGUAAAGGUUGGAAGUUAGUUUUUAGUAUAUUUAUUUUUAGUAUAUUUAUUUAAAAAUAAGUACUUCAUUAUGGUCUUCAGUUGUAACUUUGGUUAACUCAACAGAUUUUUAAGAUUUGUCUGUGGCUUUGAGAUGUCAAAUACUUCCCUGACGUGACGCUGUUGGGAGAACUUUCAGAUCCAUCAAUGGAACAGCCAGAUCCUGAGCGAAGUGACAAGCGUGGAAACUGCUAAUGCCAACUCAGAACAAGAUAAAUACAUUAAGAACAAAUACAUUAAAUGAAAUUCCCUUAGAAGAAAACAAAUCUAUAGAUUACUAUAGAAGAAGUUCUAUUUUUCUAUCUUUCUACAGAUCUGCAAAACCAGUGAUUAAAGUCAAUAGAUUCUGUAGGAUUCUGAAGGUUUUUGAUGCUAAAUAAACACUUGAACUAAUAAAAUGAGAUGCAUGUACAUAUUCCUCUCCCAGAACUGCCGCUACACACAUUGGGAAAUAUUUGAAGCCUGAUUGUGUUUUUUUUUUAUUAUUAUUUUAAGAAAAAAACUGUUUUACAUUUUUUUUUGUAAUUAUUAUUCUGAAAUCCAAAACAUGUAUUUACAUUAUCCUUUCCAAAUCAAACACAAGAGGGGUUCUGUUGAGCAGGAAUGACUCCAGUGGGUAUUGAUUAUCAUGACACAACCUGCCCAGUGGUUUAACUCCCAGGCCUGCCCUUGCAUUUACCUCAGCAGGCCUUCAGCCUGGCUUGAUAGCCCAUGAUUAAUGGUUUACAAUAUACUUGUAUUUAGAUAUGAAAGAUUUUGUUAACUUUGAAGUCUAAAGUGUAUGUUUUUCUGACUGCUGGUUGGGUCAUUGUGCUUGGUUUUAAACAGGGUAAAGACAACGCUGCCUGCAAAUUCGAAUUUCAUUUAUACUGUCUGACGUUUCAUAUGUUCUCACUAUGCUUUCUGCAUCUUGUCAUGUAUUAAUUUAGUUUUUUUAGUGUGCCCAAUUAUUUGAUCCCACAUUCUCUCCACAAUUUCGCCACCACAACAGCUCAGCAGAACUAGAGGUCAGUGGACGUCCUCCGAUCCCACAACCAAUCCAAUUGCCUCUUUACACCCAGGAACUCGAGAACGGAUGUUGGGGAACUACCGACCUCUGGAAGAUAAAGAGCAGUCCAGCAGGUGUCCAUCUGAGCUCACCAGGCGCCAGACCAGCAGGGUCUGCUGUAGCUUGUCAAUGAAGUCCACAGCUCAUCCACAGUCAUUCAUUCAGACACCACACUACAAACGGUACAAAGUUAGGUUGAGAAAAGUUUUGCUUCAUAGUAUUAUAUCUUUUUGCCAGUUCGGUUUUGCUUUUCAGGCCCCUCCCAGUUUGCUGCACUUUUUUGGCCCAAGUGCCCUCCCUCCUAAAUGAUCUACUUUCAGCAGCGCUGCCUGGCCCUCCCUGCUAUCCUCUCAAUCUACUGUAUUUACUUUCAGCAGCGCUGCCUGGCCCUCCCUGCUAUCCUCUCAAUCUACUGUAUUUACUUUCAGCAGCGCUGCCUGGCCCUUCCUCCCUGCUAUCUUCUCAAUCUACUGUAUUUACUUUCAGAAGCGCUGCCUGGCCCUCCCUGCUCUUCUCAAUCUACUGUAUUUACUUUCAGCAGCGCUGCCCGGCCCUUCCUCCCUGCUAUCUUCUCAAUCUACUGUAUUUACUUUCAGAAGCGCUGCCUGGCCCUCCCUGCUAUCUUCUCAACCUACUGUAUUUACUUUCAGGAGCUCUGCCUGGCCCUCCCUGCUAUCUUCUCAAUCUACUGUAUUUUCUUUCCACCCACAAGGUUCUGUUGUUGUUCUGCUGCUGCCAAGUGCUUUUCUGUUUGUUUGGUUGGUUGCCAGCAUGUCCCUUUGCCAGGGUAUGGAGCGGGUUGAAGCCUGUGGGUAGACCCCUUCCUAGGUAGUUAAAGCUGCAGCCCUCCUACUGUAUACACUUCUUAGAUAGCAUGCCUUGGAUUCCUGAAAAUAUGAUAAAACUACUUGUCCUGUUCUGUUUUAUUAUUUUUGUCUAAUGAAACUAGCUAACAAUUACUCCAUAAGUCUUACCUGUUUUGCACUUCCAUUAGCUUCAUGGGUCUCAAAUGUAGUUAAAAAAAUAAACUCCUUAUAGAAAACAUGGUAUCUAGUACUAUUAAGGUAAUUAAAGUUAUCACAUUAUUUGCUUUAUUCUCACGAUAGCUGUUGCACGUGCACUUCAAGGGGCAUUUUACCUCAGCAGUGUCAAAGCGUACUACUGUCUGAAAGCAUGUGAGUCAAUAGGGGAAGCAGCUGGUUGGUUAAUGUCAGGAAAGAAGCCAUUGAAGGGGUGGGGACAAUUUCACCCUCCAGGUCACCAAGCAAUUGCAACACCAACUGAAAGCAUGGCUUGCAAGCAUAGAUUUAUUUGACCUAAUACCAUGUAUUAAAUAAAAAAACAUAUAUGUUUCUUUCAAAACUGGACUGUUGAUACCUAUAUAAUGAAUGAACUGCACAUAAGAUGUAUGGUAGUAUUUUGUUUGCUAGUCUUUUGAAUUUCAAAAACUAUACUGCCCGUACUUCCUGACGACAAGGUUUUCCGUCCCAAUAUUGAAUGAGCUGUAAUCGAUGGUAUACCUGUAUGCCUGGAAGUGGGCAUGCAGCCAGUAUCGGCAUAUACCUGCAUGAAGAGGCCUUCAAGAGA
Acipenser ruthenus (sterlet) is the source of this 5619-nucleotide messenger RNA. Its product is annotated as proline-rich protein 5-like. The transcript has 9 exons. Gene Ontology annotation, biological process: TORC2 signaling. Gene Ontology annotation, cellular component: TORC2 complex. Bases 787 to 1737 code for a protein of 316 amino acids. Lineage: Eukaryota; Metazoa; Chordata; Actinopteri; Acipenseriformes; Acipenseridae. The record is from RefSeq and is a predicted model, not a curated record.